Molecule: messenger RNA, 1366 nt
Organism: Prorocentrum cordatum
Lineage: Eukaryota; Dinophyceae; Prorocentrales; Prorocentraceae
Source: the annotation of a GenBank genome assembly
GACUAGUUGUGCAUCGUUCGCGUUUCCGAUUGUGGCACAACUGGUGCGUACCAUUGUUUGUUGUCGUCGUCCUCCUAGUCGUUUUCAGUAUCCAUUGGGCUCUAGCGGAUUCGGCUCGAGGUUGCAAUUUGUGGUAUCAGUUGUGGAAGUUGUUGGUAUCCCCCCUCGUGCGCCAUUGGGCAAUCCAUGAGCGACGUAAUGUCAGUUGGGCAUGAAUCGAAGGAUCUCACGGCGUAUUGCGACAUAUGCAAGUGCGAAUUGAGUAUUGCGCGCACGUGGUAUCAUGCAAGUGGUAAUUUAGACGUAUGCAAAGCCCAUUUUGACGAGAUCGCCACCGCAAAACGAGACUGGAACAAAUACAACAUUGUCCGGCAUAUUGAUGACUUGGGGAACGAGGUGGAUGCAUAUGUCAGAAAACCCGUGGCCCAUAUAUUCCAAACUUCAUCGGCUGAAGCGAAGCUCGCGGCAUUGAUCAUGAACAGGAUGAGCUGCCCCACUGUCACGGUGGACCUUGUUAUACGUUGCCUCAUCACUGCGCCUCCACAAGAUUUUUUCGAAGCUGCGUUGCAAGGAGAAGUUGAGACCUCACGCAGGAUGCUAGCUUGGGAUGGUGCGCUGCUGUAUGCAGUGGAUCUAGAUGGCGAGUUGGAUCUAAAGGGGGCCACUGGGCUUACGCAUGCUGUCGCAAGCGGUUCUGCGAAACUUGUGGAUUUCUUAGUGUCUGCACGGGCCGAUGUCAUGGCGACGAGCGAGCUUGGCAACACUGCACUUCUGGUUGCAGCUGACACCGGCCAGGUGGACUUGGUCAGGAUUCUGCUGGCGGGCUCUCCCUGCGGGACCCUUGCCGCGCGGCACCGCAACAAGUUUGGUCAGACUGCGCUGCAUUGGGGCGCGGUUGCGCUCCACAACGCCCUCGACGUCUCGGAGCUGCUCCUCGAGGAGCCGGUGCCACGACGGCCUGACCGCCGCGGAGUGGGCCGCGCACCCCUCGAGCGGGCGUCGCGGCGCGUGCGGCCGAGCGGACGGGCCCGAUUGCGAGCUCGUGAGCGGCCUGCUGAGGUCUGCCUGGUGAGCCUGCUUUCCACCACCACCACCACCAUCAGUUGGAGGGGGGGGGCCCCCCUCCUCCUCCUCUUCCUCCUCCUCCUCCUUCUCCUCCUCCUCCUCCUCUCCGUCCUCCUCCUCCUCCUCGUUCUCCACCUCCUUCCACCCCGCCAACUUAUGGGGGUGGUGGCGGAAAACAGGCCCAUCACUGCCGAGCGAGGUCCGCGCGAGGAGCCCCACCUCGUCGCGCACAGAGUCGCGAGGAGAGGUUCUGGCCCAGCUUCGGCUUCCGGGGGCCCUCGCCGUGCCCCGUGACAGUCAA